Molecule: messenger RNA, 567 nt
Organism: Colletes gigas
Lineage: Eukaryota; Metazoa; Arthropoda; Insecta; Hymenoptera; Colletidae
Exons: 4
Coding region: 1-567 (188 amino acids)
Source: RefSeq, a predicted model, not a curated record
AUGCCAGCGGCGUAUCCAUUGUUCCUCGUUCUGGCAAUCAAAUUCUUCCAUAUAUCGAACGCGAUAACAUCGCUGCAACCGACGAAUGAAACCAUCGACCGGUCCAAAAGGGAAUUCGAUGCGAAAUACCUGGUCUUUCCUCGAGGAAGCAACGUUCAAUUGGUGUACUGCUUGACUAUGAACAACUAUGCAAAACCAUACGGAUUGUCCACCAUUGGAAUCACCGCUGGCCAAGCAUGGGAGUUGCCCAGCGAGAGUAUGUUGUCACGCAAAGGUCCAGAUGAUUAUCAUCGUCGAAGCAGAAGAGAUCUCUUUCGCAAAAUGCAAUCGCUAUUGAGCACUCAGGGCAAGGACGGAAGGGCCUGCGUUCUCAAGGCAAUCUGCAGGGCUGCCGCCAGAAGUCAAACAGAAAUUGGUAGAGCCACCUUCUUCGAGGAGAUUCUGCACGCUGUGUUCACAUUACCUGGGACUUUCGAGGACACGGACAGAGUGACCGAGUACGAGAGAGCUUAUUUCCGGCGAGAGAAGUGCGACGAAAUGGAAGAUAGGUGUUCAGACGUCUUCUAA